Molecule: messenger RNA, 1869 nt
Organism: Colossoma macropomum (tambaqui)
Lineage: Eukaryota; Metazoa; Chordata; Actinopteri; Characiformes; Serrasalmidae
Gene: nkain1
Product: sodium/potassium transporting ATPase interacting 1
Exons: 7
Coding region: 25-648 (207 amino acids)
Biological process (GO): regulation of sodium ion transport
Source: RefSeq, a predicted model, not a curated record
AAGCCGUGCCUCAAGCGCGAGAGCAUGGGGCGGUGCGACGGGAGGUGCACGCUGGUGGUCAUCUGCUCUCUGCAGCUGCUGGCUGCGCUGCAGAGGCAGGUGUUUGAUUUCCUGGGCUAUCAGUGGGCUCCCAUCUUGGCCAACUUCCUUCACAUCAUGGCAGUUAUUUUGGGAGUCUUCGGGACGGUGCAGGUCCGCUCUCGAUAUCUUAUACUGUACGCAGUAUGGCUGGUGGUCUGGGUUGGUUGGAACUCCUUCAUCAUCUGUUUCUACCUGGAGGUGGGCCACCUGUCUCAAAACAGAGAUUUCCUGAUGACAUUUAACACCUCUUUACAUCGCUCCUGGUGGAUGGAGAAUGGGCCUGGUUGCUUAGUUACAACAGUGCCUGACUCGCCAUUGGCUCCACAGGACCACCAUGUGAUCACAGUCAGUGGCUGCCUGCUGGACUACCAGUACAUAGAGGUGGUCAGCUCCGCCCUGCAAGUGUUCCUCGCACUUUUUGGCUUCGUAUAUGCCUGCUAUGUUAGUAAAGUCUUCCUGGAUGAUGAGGACAGCUUUGAUUUUAUCGGUGGAUUCGACUCCUAUGGUUACCAGCCUCCACAAAAGAGUUCCCACCUACAGCUGCAGCCUCUUUACACGGCUGGAUAAGAGCACAGAUCCACUUCCACGUGCAUUUGAGUGGAGCAGCUGCUGAACUCUUGAGCGAUGCCGUCCUGUGCAUUGUGGGAUAUAUAGUUCUACAAAAUUCAGUCUCUGUGUUUCUGAAACUGUCUCCCUCUGCUGGCAGAAAAAUGAACUGCAGUACAGACACUGUGUUCAGUGAGUGACCGUGAGAGAGGCUGUGGGCUAAAGCUUGUACUGCCACUGUUAAGUGCAUGUUUCAGUAUACUUUGAAGUGCACAAACAUAUUGCCCAAAGUGGGUAUAUUCAGAAAACUACAGAGCCAAGAUCUCUUCCACAGAGUACAAUUCCAUUUUUUGUUUUUCACUUUUUGGAAAGUAAUGGUGACCUUUCGAAGCCAUAGUGCAUGGCAGUUCAUCACUCUGAUUAUAGCGUGAGUUAGCUUACAGAAGUUAACUUACCAUGAUGCUUCCACAAUACGGUAUAAAUCCAGUAUGCUGAAUUUUUUUGUGUGCUGCACAAUUUUCAAUUAGAUGAUCACAGACACCUGGUUAGUGUUGAGUACAUACAGUAUUGUGUGUCCUCAGUAUGUGCUUUCGCCCAUGGCCUGGGGGAGUGGGAAAGAAAGGAAGCGCAGAAAGGUAACUGACUUUGCCACUAGAGCCUCAUUGCGUUGCCUAUUUGUCUAGGCAUUGUGGGGGGAAGAGGUGAGGACUACAACAGAUUCUAUUGCCAUGUGUGCGUCUGUGUGUAUACAUGUGUGUAUUUCUAGUGUAUUCACAAGGAGGAUAACCUUUGACCCAGGUAAACUUUGAUCUCUCGUCUGAGCUGCCCAUUCAGCUCUGCAGUAUGUGUGUAUGUCAGGGAGAAGACUUUUUUGUUUCUUUAUACUUUGACUUAAUCCAAUACAGUGUAAUGUGUUAGAUGAAUGUUGUAGGUGGGCUAGCUGUUUAGUCAGGGAAUGUAGUAGGAUUUUCUGCAUGUAAAUAUAAGGCUGAUUGUAGAGAGGAUGAACAUCAGGGUGGCCCUCACUUGUAUGACUGUGAGCGUGUGAGUGUGGACUAAAAGUAUGUGCUUGUGCACAUGGUGAAUGUGAGUAGCCAUAAAUGUUUAUUUGUAAGCAACUUUACAAUGAAUGUAUGUUCAUGUACAUGGCUAGUGAGUGCGUGUGUGGGUGUGUGUGUGUGUGAGGGUCACAUCUGGAGAGCGUGUUAGUUGUUGGAACUAAUAAACUCUUUCUAGAUUAUU